UGUUUAAAAAAAAACAUCUGUAAAAUCUCUGUUUUUCUUUCUCACCUCUCUGUUUUUUCCUCUCUCUCUCCAGAGUUUUCUUUCUCUCUAAGAAAAACAUUUUUUUUUUAAUUUCAGGGUUUAUAAGGUUUUAAGCUUCACAAGAGGAUUAUUAGGAAGAGAGAUUUUUAUGUGCACCUUAAAAGUGGCAAACCAGGAAGAUAAAGUUGGUAAGAAAGCCGAGUUUACCACUCGAGAAGAUGAUCACCGGACGUUAUCAGACAUCGAUCAAUGGUUUUACUUAUUCCCGGCGGAAGACAACCACCUCCACCACCGUGAUAACGCCCUUACGCCUCCGUCAUCGUCGUCUUCGUCUCUUAUGUCGAGUUCUGACAGAGGGAAGGAGAUGUCUGCGAUUGUCUCUGCUUUGACACAUGUCGUCGCUGGAAAUGUUCCUCCUCAUCAGUUCGUUGGCGGUGGAGGUGGCGGUGGAGAAGGUACUUCGAAUUCCUCUUCCUCCUCCGGGCACAAGAGGAGGAGAGAGGUGAAGGAAGGUGGCGGCGGAGGCAAAGCAGUCAAGGGAGUUAAUACUUUGACGGUUGAUCAAUAUUUCUCCGGCGGCAAUUCUAGUUCGAGAGUGAGAGAAGCUUCGAGCAACAUGUCAGGUUCAGGCCCAACAUAUGAGUACACAACUACAAUGAAUACUAACACCGAAACGUCGUCGUUAAAUGCGGACCAACCUCUAAGAAGAUACAGAGGAGUGAGACAAAGACCGUGGGGAAAAUGGGCGGCUGAGAUUCGAGAUCCUUUCAAAGCGGCUAGAGUUUGGCUUGGUACGUUUGAUAAUGCUGAAUCAGCUGCGAGAGCUUACGAUGAAGCUGCUCUUCGGUUUAGAGGCAACAAGGCCAAACUCAACUUCCCUGAAAACGUCAAACUCGUUAGACCUCUCGCUGCAACACAGUCUCUGCCGCAACCCGCCCCUGUUCAGACAAUAACUCAGCUAAGGAACUCGAGUUCUACAAGUACCCUUUUGCCUAUAAGACCUGCCGUUGAUUCUCAGCCGUUGAUGCAAUCGUACAACUUGAGUUACUCAGAGAUGGCUCGCGAUCACCAACAGUUUCAGCAACAUUUUCAUCAACAAUCUAUGGAUUUAUAUGAUCAAAUGUCGUUUCCGUUGCGUUUUGGUCUCACCGGAGACUCAAUGAUGCAAUCCACUUCGUCAUCCUCUUCUCAUUCCCGUCCUCUGUUUUCUCCAUUAGCGGUUCAACCGCGCGAAACCGGUUAUCUCCAGGACAUACAAUGGUCACCAGAGAAGAAGACAAGUAAUGAUGAUAACAGUCCAUCAUCUUGAUAGUAUUACUUCAUAGAAAAGAGAAUGAUGAUUGCUUGUUGUAGGGUUUAGGUUUAGGUUUACGUUUACGUUUGUAUUAUUAUCUUCCUUGCAUGUUUUCAUGUUCUUUUUUAAA
Molecule: messenger RNA, 1445 nt
Organism: Raphanus sativus (radish)
Lineage: Eukaryota; Viridiplantae; Streptophyta; Magnoliopsida; Brassicales; Brassicaceae
Product: ethylene-responsive transcription factor ABR1-like
Exons: 2
Coding region: 170-1330 (386 amino acids)
Biological process (GO): ethylene-activated signaling pathway; regulation of DNA-templated transcription
Molecular function (GO): DNA binding; DNA-binding transcription factor activity
Source: RefSeq, a predicted model, not a curated record